UGUGCGCAUGCGCAGAAAUGUCUGUUUCCUCUGAGCGGGUCGCGAACUCUGACCUCCUGUAGCUGCGCCGAGCCGUAGGAUUACGAUUAUUUACUAAAACACCUUAGUAUUUGGAUCAUUCUACACGCUAUUAGGGUGGGCGUGUUGCUAAUGGGGCAUUAGAUCUAUAACACCCUUCGAAAUUUGGUAUCAUGGAUGGAGAAAGUCCCCGAAUUCAGCUGGUGUCUGCAGAUGGAGGCCUACAGAUUGUGACGGAUCAACAUUUGCCUCAGAAGUUGCAAAUAGUCACAGCAAUUGACCAGGCUGGAGUUGGCAAACAGCAGUUUAUAUUAACUAACCUGGAUUAUCCUAACCAGGAGAAGCUAUUCAUUAAACAGGAGAACCCUCCUGCCAAAGUCAUCUUAACCUCUGCGGAUGGAUCAGCUGUCAAUCAACUGCUUUUUGCAUCACCUGACCUGACCGGACAGCAGAUUCAGUUUGUGACAGAUGGUUCAGAGCAGGGACUCACAAAGACUGCUGUGGAGUAUUGUGUAGUUUGUGGAGACAGGGCCUCGGGUCGUCACUAUGGAGCAGUAAGCUGUGAGGGCUGUAAGGGUUUCUUCAAACGCAGCAUCAGGAAGAAUUUGGUUUACUCGUGUCGAGGGACCGGAGAGUGCGUCAUUAACAAACACCAUCGGAACCGAUGCCAGUAUUGUAGACUACAGCGCUGCAUGGCCCUCGGCAUGAGACAAGAUUCUGUUCAGUGUGAGAGGAAGCCAAUGGAAGUGUCAAGAGAAAAGCCAGCCAACUGCGCGCCCUCCAUCGAAAAGAUCUACAUCCGCAAAAACCUCUGCAGCCCUCUUGCCGCCAUGCCAACGUUUGUAAGCAACAAAGAGACCCCAAAAUCCACCAAUAUACUGGACUCUAACAUGCUCUUGAACAUCCAGCAGUCCAUUUCUAAACUUGACAAUAGCAUUUUAAUUCCUUCUUCACCAGAUCAGAAUGAUUCCAGUCAGGGUGAUCUGGGUACACUGGCCAACGUGGUCACGUCUCUCGGUCACCUCAGCAAAAGUCGUGAGAUGAUGGACAGCAGUGCAGACCUGUCAGGAAUAGAGACCAUGAGCAACGAUGACAGCGUCAUGACAGACGUUCAGCGAGAUGAGCAGAACGACGUCACACGGGCUUUCGACACGCUCGCAAAAGUGCUUCAGCCAGAGAGCUGUGGGGACGAGGAGGCUGAAGAGAUUGUUGCAGUAAGAGUUGAUGACCAAACCACCACCCUGCUGGAACUGGAAGGACCGUUACUCUCAGAUAUGCACGUGCCCUUUAAGCUCAUGAUGCCAGUGCCCAUCCCAGACUUCCUGAAUCUGAAUUACAUCUGUGAAUCAGCAUCUCGUCUGCUUUUCCUCUCGAUGCAUUGGGCACGCUCUAUUCCUGCUUUCCAGGCCCUUGGGUAUGUUGAUGUUUCCUACAUUGUUGAUGUUUCAUGUCAUGUCAAAUACAAUUUUAGGUUAUAUAUUCUCAUUUCAUUCAUUGCAUACUUGUUUUUUAGCUCAGACAACAGCAUCACACUGAUGAAGGCCUGCUGGAAUGAAUUGUUUGCUUUGGGUCUGGCUCAGUGUUCACAUAUAAUGAAUGUAGAGACAAUCCUCACAGCCAUAAUCAACCACCUACAGACCAGCCUGGAUGAAGAAAAACUUUCUCAAGAGAGGGCAAAGCAAGUCAUGGAGCACAUCUGGCGUAUGCAGGAGUUUUGUAACAGUAUGAGCCGCAUGAGUCCUGAUGCCUAUGAGUACGCAUACCUCAAAGCUGUGGUUCUUUUCAGCCCGGAUCACUCUGGAGUGGACAACACUCCUCAGAUUGAACGAUUUCAGCAGAAAGCUUACAUGGAAUUGCAGGACUAUGUAAGCAAAAUUUAUCCAGAGGAUACAUAUCGUCUGUCGAAACUGUUAGUACGUCUUCCUGCUCUUCGGUUGAUGAGCGCAGCGGUGACAGAAGAGCUAUUUUUCACCGGCCUCAUCGGGAAUGUUCAGAUCGACAGCAUCAUUCCCUACAUUCUCAAAAUGGAGUCCACGGACUACAACAGCCAAUCAGCCAGCACCACCGAGUGACUGAAGUUUCACCCACAGCCAUACAAAUCAGCUUUAACUUGACAUUGCCUCAAAAAACUGAACCAUUUAUGUCCUUUUACUUACUCGGACCCACGGGGCCAAAUCAGCAGCCUGUAUGAUAUAAUCAUAUGAACUAUUUUGAAUGCAGACAUCAUUUUGUUAGGAACUUGCCAUUUCAUUUAGUCAGUGAAUGGAUUGUGUCUAUGGGUUUUUUAAGUAUGGAUAAAGUGGAUUACAGUUACUUUUGCAGUCUAAUGGUUUUGGCUUUAAUUGUAUUAUAUACUUAUGUUUAGAAAAGUGUCUAUAAGACACAGAAGGUGCAAGGAACUUGUUCUUAAGAACUUCCAAAUGGACUUUGACCCCCCCAAGCACUGAGUUUGUAUGUAUAUGAAUCGUGUAUAUAGGAAUAAUAAAUGUCAAAUGAAAGGAAGCAAUGUCAGUAUUUUGUUAUUUGUUUGCAUGUACACCAAUUAUUUGUUAUGACAAAUUUAAUGUUAUAAACAGGGUUUCCAUGGGCAUGCAAAUAUUCAGGAAUUUACCAAAUGUGUAAAUUAAUAAAAAGUCAAAAUAUGUAUGUAUGAAUUGUUUGUUUUUUUAUUUAAAUUAUCUGUUAUUGUUUAUUUUGUUUUUAUUAAACAGGAUUCCAACCUUGA
Molecule: messenger RNA, 2743 nt
Organism: Paramisgurnus dabryanus
Lineage: Eukaryota; Metazoa; Chordata; Actinopteri; Cypriniformes; Cobitidae
Gene: nr2c1
Product: nuclear receptor subfamily 2, group C, member 1
Biological process (GO): regulation of DNA-templated transcription
Molecular function (GO): zinc ion binding; sequence-specific DNA binding; DNA-binding transcription factor activity
Source: RefSeq, a predicted model, not a curated record